AUCCAUCCAGAGAACUCCCAAACGGCAAACGGUAGACCACUCACUCUUCAGUAAGCCCUCCCAAUGCUGUACCAAUAGUGUAUCGUGAACCGCGAAACCCUCACGGAGGAGCCGGUAAAGGAGGGCUACAACCGACAUAGCGAUCACCAAAUUCUCCGAAUGUUGUGUGAAGUGGAAUGUCUCCAACAUGUAGCAGUUCCGACAAAAGACGUGGACACAAACGGAACGGUUCCCACAAGUUCGAUUGUGAGCAGUCUCUUAAAACAGUUGAAAAUGUGCAAAGCCUUAGAGGAGUUCGGUUACUUUUUAGGAGUAACCAAGUUAAAAAACAUUGGUACCGGAAGAAUUAACAACGAGUCUUUGAAGUAUAUCGACUUUCUGGUAGCCUUCAACUGUCGAACCCUUUUGCCCGUCAAGGGUGAAGUCAUGGUCGGCAUCGUGCACUCGAUAAACAGAUUCGGGGUUUUCUUGAAAUCUGGACCCAUGAAGAUCGUUUAUCUAUCGACUCGAAAGAUGCCAAAUUAUUAUUACUUUGUGGAAGAGGAAGGAAAACCUGUGUUUCUGAGUAAUGAUUUGUCAAGGAUCGAGAAGGAUGUGGUGAUACGGUUCGUGGUUUUUGCAACGAGAUGGAACCAGAGGACUCGUGACAUUCGUGUUCUGGCUAGUAUCGAAGGUGAGUCGCUUGGACCGGUUACUAUGGCCGGUUUCGAUGGGUUCGAUAUCUAGAUAGUUUGUUUUAAAUCAAGUUGGUGGUCAUAGUUGUAUAAAAAUGUUCUUCUUGUUGAAUUGUAUACUGGUAAGUAAAGUUUACAUCAAAAAGUCAAGGUCAAAGUCAAUGAAUAUGGUUUUUGUUUUGAAAA
Messenger RNA from Cynara cardunculus var. scolymus (artichoke), 860 nucleotides. RefSeq names its product DNA-directed RNA polymerase IV subunit 7-like. Bases 160 to 726 code for a protein of 188 amino acids. Gene Ontology annotation, biological process: DNA-templated transcription initiation. Gene Ontology annotation, molecular function: single-stranded DNA binding; single-stranded RNA binding. The record is from RefSeq and is a predicted model, not a curated record. Lineage: Eukaryota; Viridiplantae; Streptophyta; Magnoliopsida; Asterales; Asteraceae. The transcript is spliced from 2 exons.